Molecule: messenger RNA, 2122 nt
Organism: Mesoplodon densirostris (Blainville's beaked whale)
Lineage: Eukaryota; Metazoa; Chordata; Mammalia; Artiodactyla; Ziphiidae
Gene: TRA2A
Product: transformer 2 alpha homolog
Exons: 8
Coding region: 170-1015 (281 amino acids)
Biological process (GO): positive regulation of mRNA splicing, via spliceosome
Cellular component (GO): spliceosomal complex
Molecular function (GO): RNA binding
Source: RefSeq, a predicted model, not a curated record
GGCACCGGCGCCAUUUUGCCGGAGCCUGCGACCGAGUGGGAGUGGAGUGGAGCGGCUGUUGUUGCCGUCUCUUUCCUCCUCCCCACGGUCCAGUCAGCUGGUUGAUUAGGCCAUCGGCCCUCAAGCCGAGACCUGUCUCUUAUUUAGUUCUGGGGAGUGCCUGGCCGACAUGAGUGAUGUAGAGGAGAACAACUUCGAGGGCAGAGAGUCUCGCUCUCAGUCAAAAUCUCCAACUGGAACUCCUGCUCGUGUAAAAUCGGAGAGCAGGUCAGGAUCUCGUAGUCCAUCAAGAGUUUCCAAACACUCUGAAUCCCAUUCUCGAUCAAGAUCAAAAUCCAGGUCGAGGUCAAGGAGGCAUUCUCAUAGACGUUACACUCGAUCCAGAUCCCAUUCUCACUCUCAUAGGAGACGAUCUCGAAGUAGGUCCUAUACACCAGAAUACCGGCGUCGCAGGAGCCGAAGUCAUUCUCCAAUGUCUAACCGGAGAAGACAUACAGGCAGCAGGGCAAAUCCAGAUCCCAACACGUGUCUAGGAGUGUUUGGCCUCAGUUUGUACACAACAGAGAGAGAUCUUCGCGAAGUAUUUUCUCGAUAUGGACCAUUGAGUGGUGUCAAUGUGGUUUAUGACCAGCGAACUGGACGGUCGCGAGGAUUUGCUUUUGUUUAUUUCGAGAGAAUAGAUGACUCAAAGGAGGCUAUGGAAAGGGCAAAUGGAAUGGAGCUGGAUGGUAGAAGAAUUCGUGUAGAUUAUUCUAUCACCAAGAGAGCGCACACACCUACACCAGGCAUAUACAUGGGCAGACCAACUCACAGUGGUGGUGGAGGCGGUGGUGGUGGAGGUGGAGGUGGAGGAGGUGGCAGACGUCGAGAUUCUUACUAUGAUAGAGGAUAUGAUCGUGGGUACGACAGGUACGAAGACUAUGAUUACCGAUACAGAAGAAGAUCGCCUUCUCCUUACUAUAGUCGAUACAGAUCACGAUCAAGAUCUCGUUCCUACAGCCCAAGACGCUAUUGAUAAACAGAGUGGUUGCAGUUGAGGACAUCUUUUUUCUUUCUUUUUUUCCCUUUCUCUUUUUUUGUUUAAUUCUGGAUUUCCCCAAGCUUCUAAUCCUUCCUACUCCUUAAAAAGAACCCUUAAAAACAUCUUUGGUUUAUUUAGCAUCUACACUUUGUCGAUUGUAUUGCUGUUUUCACCCCUUUUAUUAUAUUCUUAAAGAUGUAAUUGUUGUCAUUUUGAGUAGUUAAACAUCUUGAGUAAAAAAGGAACCCCCAGUGUUAUGCUUUUGUAAAUGGUUUUUUGUUUGUUUGUUGCUUUUACAGAAAAUUGACUCCUGCCUAAUCGAAUGAGGAAAGAAAUGAUCUUUUUUUUUUUUUUUUUUUUUUUUUUUUUUGUGGUAGGCGGGCUUCUCACUGCUGUGGCCUCUCCCGUUGCGGAGCACAGACUCCGGAUGCGCAGGCUCAGCGGCCAUGGCGCACGGACCCAGCCGCUCCGCGGCAUGUGGGAUCUUCCCAAACCGGGGCACGAACCCGUGUCCCCUGCAUCGGCAGGCGGACUCUCAACCACUGCGCCACCAGGGAAGCCCAGAAAUGAUCUUUUUAAAGCUUCUUUUGUGUUAGAUAUUGUAUUAGACAUGGUAUUAGAGAGCUGCAUUUACUACAAACUCCUUUUUUAACUUUCUUUUGGGGAAGUUAGUAACAUAAAGUAGUUCAGUCAUGUCAGGUUUGUCUGGGGUGGCAUGGAGCAAUCGAAUAAUUGAGUGUAGAAAGUUUGAAGCUAUAGAAGGAAACACUUGGUCACUUCUUUUGAAGAACAGAAUUUUUGAACCCUUAAAAUUGUCAUUUCUUUAGAGAUGAAAAGCUUGUGGACUCCUACAAAACAUGUUGUAUUUAAAAUACAUUUGUUAAAACUUAAAAACGUAAAGUUUGAUUUUUGUGUUGAAAUUUUUGAAGUUUAAUCAGUGAAGGACAAGCCUUAUUAUUUAUUAUUUAGAGCAGUUGUAUGCUUUGCUGUUAGAAAUUUUGGUAUUGGGGAAAUGGUUUAAGUAGGCUAUUGUAUAGAGUCCUUAAAAAUAGUGAGGGGAAGGGUAGUCUCCUUUCAAAUAAAAAUUAAUUUCUUUGAAAA